UCAACUCUGGUGAGACUAGUUAGUCUGUGUCUGCACCUCCUUCACUGAGGUCUCACCUUUCAGCAGCACUAGGGACUUUGUGUGUGUCUCUGCCUGUGUGUGUUUAUUUAAUUUUAUAAUUUUUUUUUGUGCCGUGUCUCAUGGACACCAGACUUACCUGUGGACCAUGGCUGCUCGUCCUUCUCGUGGGAUGUGGUCGACUGUGGGCUUUCAACCUGGACACCGACAAUUACCAGAGGAAGAACGGGGAGCGCGACAGUCUUUUCGGCUUCUCCAUGGCGAUGCACCGGCAACUUCAACCGGAGGAUAAGCGAAUGUUGCUGGUUGGUGCCCCCCUAGCGAAAUCAAUCCCAGGUCAAACAUCUACAACAACAGGAGGGCUCUACAGAUGUGACAUGAGCUCCUCCUCCAGUUCAUGCACCAGAAUUAACUUUGAUAGUGAUGAGGAUAUAAAAAGAGAAAGCAAAGAAAAACAGUGGAUGGGAGUGACAGUCAACAGUCAGGGACCAGGAGGGAAGAUUGUGACCUGUGCCCAUCGCUACCAGCGCCGGGCCAACAUGAAGACGGACAUCGAAUCCCGUGACAUUCUCGGACGCUGCUACGUGCUGAGUCAGAACUUGGAAAUUGAUCCUAGCUCGAGUGAAGAUGGAGGUAGCUGGCACUUCUGUGAGAGUCGACCCAGAGGCCAUGAGAUGUUCGGCUCCUGCCAGCAGGGCCUCUCUGCCACAUUUGACAAGGACUUCCACUACCUCAUCUUUGGGGCUCCUGGGGCAUACAGCUGGAAAGGUGUGGUACGCUUGGAACAAAAAAAUGACUCCUUACUAGAUAUGGGCAUCUAUGACGAUGGUCCUUUUGAGACGGGAGAUGAGCGAGAGAAGAACCCUGAUCUAGUUCCUGCUCCUCCCAACAGCUACCUGGGCUUCUCUCUAGACUCAGGAACGAGUUUGACCAAGAAGGGUGAGCUGAUAGUGGUGGCAGGAGCGCCGAGGGCAAACCACAGCGGAGCAGUGGUGCUGCUGAAGAAAGGCUCAUCUUUAAGCAACAUCUUGCUGGAAGAGUACAUCUUGGAAGGGGAGGGGCUGGCCUCGUCUUUCGGUUAUGAUUUGACUGUACUUGAUUUCAAUGGGGACGGCUGGCAAGAUAUUGUGGUGGGAGCACCGCAGUACUUCGAGAAGGAUGGAGAAAUUGGUGGAGCCGUCUAUGUCUUCAUCAACAAAGCAGGAAAGUGGAACAAAGUCACACCAAUCAGAAUAGAUGGAGCCAUGAACUCCAUGUUUGGCCUGGCUGUGGAAAACCUGGGAGACAUGAAUUUGGAUGGUUUCCAGGACUUUGCAGUGGGAGCUCCUUAUGACGACAACGAUGCAGGGAAAGUCUACAUCUACAGUGGAUCGGCAGCAGUACCCAGCUCUAUAAAACAUGUUCAGGUGUUGCUCGGCCAACCUUUAGGAGUGAAGUUGUUUGGCUACUCUUUGGCAGGCAACAUGGACCUGGAUGAGAACUUCUUCCCCGACCUGGCUGUCGGAUCCCUCUCAGACUCUGUCUUUGUCUUCAAAGCCCGUCCAGUUAUUAGCAUAAAGAAAGAAAUCAAGUUCACACCAAAGGAAAUCAACCUCAGUGAGAAGAACUGUGCCAACGGCUUCUGCUUGGAUAUUGAAGCGUGCUUCACCUACACCACCAGCCACAAGAGCUAUGCUCCCAAACUGACGGUGGCAUACUCCCUGGAGGCAGACGCUGAACACAGGAAGCGUACUCGCACUUCGCGGGCAAACUUCCUCGACGCCGCUGGCGCAGAAAAGGGUUACGAUUCCAAAGGCACUCUCAUCUUGAACACCAAAGGAACAAAACAGUGUGUUAAACGUCGGCUUGUCAUAAAGGACGACAUUAAAGACAAGCUGCGUGGGAUCUCCGUCAACAUGUCUGUCAACAUCAUGGAUGCUAAACGUAACCGCAGGCAGAGCACAGCUCCUCUAACACCUGUCCUUGAUACCAAUGACCCACCCAUGGCUGAAACAGUGGUGCAAUUUCGGAAGGAGGGUUGUGGCGAUGACAACGAGUGCAACAGCAACUUGCAGUUGGAAUAUCGCUACGGCAGCAUGUCGUCUGACAACAAGAAAUUCGUCCCAUUAGAACUGGAGAAUGGCGUGCCCCUUAUCUCACUCAACAAUCAGGACGUCGUCUUGGAGGUCAAAGUAACCAACCUCAAGGGAGACGACGCACACGAAGCUUCUUUGAUGGCCACCUUCCCAAGCUCCCUGACUUACUCUCGUCACAGCGUUCCACUGGGUGAGCGAUAUAUAAGCUGUACCGUCAACAAAGACGGUUCUAAGAUUGAUUGUGACCUUGGAAACCCCUUCAGACGAGACUCAGAGGCGACGAUCUACAUUAUUUUGGAUACAUCAGGCAUUUCUCUCAGCACUACUGAACUGGAGACAGAUCUUGAGUUUGAGACGACAAGCAUCCAGAAGAGCACAGGUCCGGUCAAAGCAAAGGCAAAGGUGGCCAUCAUGUUGCAGCUGUCUGUAUCAGGUCAAAUCCAGCCGUCUCAGGUCUACUUUACAGGACAGUCCAAAAGUGACGCAGGCAAGAAGACUGAGAAUGACAUUGGCAGUGCAAUCACACAUCAGUUCAGAAUAAUCAACCUGGGAAAGAACUUGGCAGACUUUGGCAACGCUGUCCUCAACAUCAGGUGGCCAAAGCUGACAGACAAGGACAAGGGGCUGCUCUACCUGACAAAGAUCAGCUCCACAGGAGUGGACCAACUCGUCUGCACUCCUAAAAAUGAGAUCAACCCUCUCAUCCUGGAACCAAGUCGCAUCAGAUCAAGAAGAUCAGUCGGAAGCUCCCAGGGAAGUGAAGAGGGCACCAUUGCUCGUUAUAAAUCAAAGAAAUCAGUAACACUGAGCUGUGAAGAUGGGGCUAAGUGUGUGACAAUAAAGUGUCCCCUGCGGGGCCUGGAAAGAAAUGCUGUCAUCAAUGUACACUCUCGCCUCUGGAACAGCACCAUGGCUUCGGAUUUUGAGUCGUUUCAUCACGUGGAGGUGAUAGUGAAGGCCUCACUGCAUGUUGACAGCACAACAAAGAACACGUUGCUCCAAAAUGCAGAGACACAGGUGAAAAUGACGAUUUUCCCAGACACGCGCUCAGCUCGGUAUGGAGGAGUGCCGUGGUGGAUCAUUGUGCUGUCUAUCCUUUUCCUACUGCUGCUGUUAGGCCUCCUGGCCUUCCUUCUCUGGAAGUGUGGAGUCUUCGGAAAAAAGAAUAAAGAGGAGCCACCAGAAAAAGAGACAUUGACUUCAAAUACAUAAAAACAGAGAGAGGUGUGGCUUUUUUAAACGUGCCAAAUAUGAAGACAAGGUUCCCAGUUACAGUGAAGUUUGGAUCAAAGACGAGGACAGAGCAGUAGAUGCUGGGAACGGUAACUGGGAAAACCUGGAAAAGAAGCCAUGGGUGACAACCUGGCAUGACAACAACUCUUUUUCUUAAAAGCCAAGGAAAUCUGAUUUCUGAUCCACACAGAUUUUCACUGAUUUUUCCUGCCCCACCUUUGCAUAACUCAACUGCAAAUAUACGUUUUUUAAAAAAAUUUAAGAAAAUAAAAGGGAAAAAAAAAAACUUUUUGUAAAAGUAUUUGAUCAAAUAUUCUGCUUCAGUGGCCGAUUUGAUCAGUUAGUCUGUAUGAAUCACUGAAGAGGAGAGCUGUAGUUUGUCAGCUUCGGGGCUUUUGUACAGUACAUUUGUUUAGUGAGGACUGGGGUAGAGAAGGCAGAACAAUGGUAGCGUUUCUGCAUAUUUUUCUAUAUUUUUUUGAAAAGGUUUUACAGAAAUGUUUGUAUUUAUUCUUUGAGUAGUUUGUGAAAUGCUCUACAGGCAAAAACAGUCAUGCAAUUUUACACAUGGGUGACUAUAAAUACAGUACUAUAAAAUCAAAAUCUCAUCAACUGCUUCAUAUUCAUCGGUUCUUCAAUUGUUUAAGUCGUGCUCAAGGUGCCUCAGGUUGAAUAUGAAUGAAUUCCUGUUUUCAAAUACUUGGUUUGUAAACUCAAUAUUAAGCCUCAGCCAAACUCCUUUUAAUUAACCUUUUCCAAAUUUGGAUAGGAGCAAACGGUCUCUUGAAUAAAUGUUUUGUCAAA
Molecule: messenger RNA, 4130 nt
Organism: Solea senegalensis (Senegalese sole)
Lineage: Eukaryota; Metazoa; Chordata; Actinopteri; Pleuronectiformes; Soleidae
Product: integrin alpha-6-like
Exons: 26
Coding region: 141-3305 (1054 amino acids)
Biological process (GO): leukocyte migration; cell adhesion mediated by integrin; integrin-mediated signaling pathway
Cellular component (GO): integrin complex; external side of plasma membrane
Molecular function (GO): integrin binding
Source: RefSeq, a predicted model, not a curated record